Messenger RNA from Prorocentrum cordatum, 2961 nucleotides. The record is from the annotation of a GenBank genome assembly. NCBI's taxonomy places the organism in Eukaryota, Dinophyceae, Prorocentrales, Prorocentraceae.
AUGGCGCUGACGGCGGCCAGCUUGGCGGCUCACGGCGCAACCUCCGCGUCCGCCAGCCCGGCGGCCCAGGGCUCGGCAAGCGAGGUGAAGGUCGGCAAGGCCGCGAACGGCCAGAAUGGCCCUCUGUGCGAGCCUUGCGUGACAGAGGUUGCCAAACGGAGGAUCUUCCGCAGCGUCGACGCGGCCGCGUCGGCGUUCACGCAGUCUUCAGUUCUCAAGGCCGCGUGGAAGGUGGAGUGCCUGUGCGUGAACGCGUCAGAGCUGGCCUACCUGGCCAGGCGCAGGAUCUCACAGUUCAACGUGGCACCGUUCAAGGGCUGGACAGUCUCAGGGCAGCCUGAGGAGUGCUACGCGGUGAUUGGCGACUUGCCAUCGACCCUCGCGGCUGGCUAUCGGCGGGUGAAGGUAUCCUUGGGGUCAGCUACCCGCCUCCACGUGGUCCACGCCGAUAGCAGACCGACGUUGCCAUCCCAUGGGUUCCUCACAUUCCAGAUGUGGAACAACCAGCGUUGUCAGGGCCUCGCGCAGUCGAACCUUCUUGCAUCUGGGGCGAGGACCAGCGCUCUCAAGGGCAAGCAGGACGCCAUGCGGAAGAGAGGGUCUUUGGAUGUGCAUGAUGAGAAUGACCUCACCAGGAAGGACGCGCGGCGUGCAUCGGAUCCUGCUGCCGAGCAUGGCGAGGAUGGCGAUGGGCAUGCAGACGACGGAGCUAGCACGAUUGCUGGCGGCGCAAGGAGCUCCGUGACAGUCGCUGGCCCCAAGAAGAAGGGCAAGGCGACAUCUGCUCCUUCGCAGCCGUCGGCCUCAGCAGCGGAGCAGUUCCCGCCCGUCGGCUUCUCGGUCCAGAAGGCGUCGUUCGAUGCCGUGGCAACGCUGGCAGGGGAGCGUCGCGCUAAACUUCCAGCUGGUUCCCCCGCCGAUGGCAAGACGGUGGUCUCUGGCAGCGGCGGGCCCAAGCGCGCUGGCACCCAGGACUUGGAGAGUGCCUCGGCCGCUGGCGCUGGCAAGGUCUACUCCAGUUGCCCCACUGACAAGCGAGAGAAGUGCUUCUACUGGGUCCAGAAGAACGACUUGACGGCCAUCCUUGCGAAUAAGUCGAUGGGCAAGGAGCUCUCGGAAGGCAACGACUGCGUGGGUGCUCUCGCUGGCCAGCGCGAGUUUGCGGGGGCGAGGUCCAUCUUGAGCUCCCACAUGAAGUUGGUCGAGAUCGCUCAUAAGGUGAAGUCGUCUGCCGUAGACCAGAUCGACGAGGCAACGGAGCGGGCCCACCACGAGACGCUCAAGAAGGCCAACGUGAAGUACCCGUUCACCCAGAUGCAGUUCAUGGUGCGCCGCAGGCUCAGGAAGGAUGUGAAGACCUUCGGGGCCAGCUUCAGCAGCAUCACGGAGGCCCAGGUGACCUCGUUCGUGGCCCAGGCGAUGUGCUUCAACGCGGGCGGCGAGGUUCUCUCCGAAGACUUCGACCCGCUGUCGCCUUCGCUGCUGAACGGGUCGUCUACGCCCCACGAGAAGUACACGUUUUUCUACGAGUUCUUGCUCCAGGAGGUGUUCUGCACGUGGAUCUGCAACGAUCUUGAAGCGUCCGAGGCCUUGUCUCUACUGGCAAGCGUGGUCCUCAAGCAAGUGAACGCCGAGCUGCGCCACCAGGCAUCCACGGGACAUCACGAGACAGAGUCUAUUGAGAUCAGACAGUGCAUGAAGACAAUCCUGGCCCUCUCGGACUCGAGCAGCGAUGUCGACGACUUGCAGGCGAAGAUUGAGGUUCUCAACUCGAUCGAGGGGGUGGCGGGUCAGACGUCCGAUGGCAUCAGCUCGCUGAUCUGGAAUGGUUUGAAGAACGCCCCGCACCACAUGAGGUCCAUCGAGAUGCUGAAGGCAGCCGUGCCAGCAUGGGAGAAGCACUGCAAGUCGAUCAAGGAUCAGGGUGAGUGGUUGGAUCAGUUUCUGGACGAUGAGCUCCGCCAAGACUUGCUUCUACCAGAGGACAUCAUUGCCACGGCGAAUCGCCUGGGCGCCGUCAUCAAGGCCGUUACGUUGACAUACAACGCCAUCAUCGGUUUGAAGACCGAUGCGAACAUCCCGAUUGACCGCGUCAAGGCUUUGCAGUCCCUCAUCGCCGCCACCAAGCAGCUAUUGCCCAUGGACGAUGACAUCACUGGGCACGCAGCCAUACUGGAUCGGAAGCUGGCGGUUGAGAACAUCGUCGUCAUGAAGUCUGCGGUGAAGGCCAGCAUGGGGAUCAUUCUCACGACGAUCGAGGCGGACAAGGAAGCCGACCCAGCCAAUUCCGCGGACUUCGUCAAGAACUUGAAGGCGUACGGCAGGGCGAGCGCUGACACGGAGCUGGAGUUGCAGCUCAACAAUAUGUUCUGGAUCUGGGCCAACUUCAUCCACGAUGACCGCGUGACAGGCGGCAGGAAGUGGGCACAGGACGAGGCGGCCUUGCAGGUGGUGGCAAGCGUUCUCAAGACGACGGACGGGAGGAUGGCAAAGAAGAUCGUCCAGUACAUCACGGAGGUCCGCCACCUGCUGGACGCGAGUGCGGCGGUGAAGCAGCUGGGCUCGACGGCGAUGGAGAUCGCCAAGCACGGGAACGUAUUCACGCACAUCCAGGAUGCCCAGAGUAGGAUCACGGCGAUCAAAGAGAUCAGCGGGACCAUCAAUGUGCUUGCGGCCUCCAAGCUGGAGACCUGGCUCCAGAGUCAGCGGAGCGCCGAGCAGAGGGCGAAGGACAUCAAGAUGGUGGCGGAGGCGAUCGGCAUCACGGCAUCGGCACCCCUGAAGAGCAAGCAUGAGGAUUUGGAGAAGGUCGCGCAUGGCGGCGCGAACGGGAAAUCGUGGUACUUCGGCUUCAAGGGCCGCGGGACGCGGGCGCUCGUGCCCCGCGGCAUCUCCGCGCUGCUCAACAACGAGAACUUCAACAUCGACAACGUCCUCGCCCCGCCUGCGGACGUCGAGAAG